UUUUCAAGUUAACCACUCGCAGGUGUCAAAUUAAGUUUACCAAUAAGUUUGUAUGUCGCCAUGAAGGCCAUAAUUCAGAGGGUGACACAGGCAAGUGUUACAGUCGAUGGAAUUGUUGUAAGCAGUAUAGGCAAGGGACUCUGUGUGUUGGUUGGCAUUGGCCGCAAAGACGCUCCAAAAGAUGCUGACUGGCUGUGUUGCAAGGAAGAUCUUGAGCCUGCGUUUGUUUGAUGCUGAGAAUGGCAAGAAGUGGGACAAGAGUGUGGUGGACAAAGAAUAUGAAGUUCUCUGUGUCAGCCAGUUCACCCUACACCGUAUACUGAAGGGAAACAAACUAGACUUCCAUGAUGCCAUGGGGCCAGACCUGGCGCCACAGUUCUAUGAAAACUUCUUACAGCUCAUGAAACAAAACUACGCGGAGGAUAAAAUUAAAAAUGGUGUGUUUGGAGCGGAUAUGCAGGUCCAUAUCCAGAAUGACGGCCCAGUCACUAUUCCAUUAGAAUCUCCUGAAAACCUUCCCGAGCCAAAAGUCCGAAAACCACAGGGAGGCAAAAAUGCCAAUCAAAACCAGUCUAGUAGCAGUCUGUCUAAAGAAGGACAAAAACAGUCAAGUGCAAGUUUAUCAGAUUCUGUUGAAACGGCCACAGAAAAUGCAGCUUCCGGAGAUAGUUGAUGACAUUUUUCUUGCGUAUAUAUCAGAUCUUAUAUAUUCCAUUUAGUUGUACAUGACUGUGUUGGUUUGAUUUUACUUCUGAUAACUUUGCUCUUAAUAACAAGAGAAAACUAUGCAAAUUCUUGUUUGUCAAUUAUAAAAGCCAGUGCCAGUUUUCAUAAAGCAUUUCUAAACUUGUCUUUUUCCUAAUUUAAGUACCGGUAUCUCUGAGGUCAUAUAUGAUAUGAAAAAAAUAAUUUCUGAAAUACAUUAUUUUCAUUGACGUACAUGUAUGAAGAUAUGUAUGUGUUAAGAACACUUAAAUUGUUAAAUACAAUUCUUUAAUUUGACCUUAUAAAGCUGCACUCUCACAGAUUGACCGUUUGACAACUUCUUUAUUUUUUGUCUUGUAAUGAGCCAAUUUUUGCCUUAAUGUCUGGAAAACAGUGGUACAAGACUGCUUACAAAAGAUCAUAUCACAUUUUUUUAUAUUUACGUUUGAAGAAUGAUAUUUUAUGGCUAAAAGCGGCACUAAUUACGCUUUAAGAAAAAUCAAAUUUGACAGUUACCCAAACAAUUCAUAUCUGUUCUAUUGUGUGUCAUCUUAUAUGACUUAAUUGAAGGCAUUGAUGCCAAAAUGAGCUGAUUUUGAGACAAAACCUUAAAAACGGUCAAAACUGUCAAUCUGUGAGAGUGCAGCCUUAAAAUAAAAAAAAAUGACUUAGGAAUGGUUUAUGAAGAAGGCCUCGUAGCUAUAAGCUUGUAUGUGUGUCUUGUCCCUGGCAACAUGUUUAAUUGGUGAUUUUUAUUUGAAUAUCAUGAAUGGUCAACAUUGUAUUAAAAGCAUUUGAAAGUGAUAAAAGAAAUUUUAUUUCAUUUAUUGAAACAAUAUUUAACAAUAUAGUUUUCAACAGUUCAUGUUAUACACUGUCAAUACACAAGAAAGGAAAGCUUUAUUGAAUUGACCAACUGAAUAUUGCAUCAUCACUCUGACAAGUACCGGUAACACAUUCAAAAUUGCAACAAAAGUGACUUAUUCUACUUUUAUGUUUGACAUUGAAAAAAAAACUCAUUAAAAUGUGAAGAAAAAUAAAUGCAUGUUUAAAUGACCAAAAUUAUAUUUUUUUCCAAUUCGAGCUCUGUUGUUAAUAUCUGUUUAAAAGUAUGACAGAUAAUACUGUAUAUUGUCAAAAAGCAUUUGAAAUAACACAAUAAUUGGUUUUAAAUAAGCAUUGAUUUACAAAAUUCUGCUCAAAUGAGAACUUGUCAGAGGGCUGUGUCAAUAAAGAAGGGCCGGCUCAAAGCUGCUCUAUGACAGAUGGAUUCAGGUAGAAUCAGGCCCCAAUUUUUCGAAACUUCUUAAGUCCCUUAAAACAGGAUAAGGCUAAGCUCGCUAUUUUGUUUUUCUAUUAUAUGUGUCACAUUUACUUCUUUUUAUACGUUAUGUAGUAAAUAUUUUUAUGAUAAUCACAAUAAACCAUUUUUCAUUUAUCGCAAUCAACUUAUAAGUAUGUAAUUUGGCUCAUUAAAAUAAGCAACUUAAGCCUGUUAAGCUUAAGAAGUUUUGAGAAAUUGGGGCCAGAUCUCGAGAGUUUCAUAUUUAUGUUCGAAAAUUGAUGUUUUAUGCCAUAAGCCUACCCGGUACAUUGUGUUUCAUUUUCAUCGAUAUACAUGCAACUACAUGUAUUUGACAUUAUUCUAUAGGUUCUUGUGAUACAAUGGAAAGAGAUCGUAGUUGUUUAUGUAUAGAAAAUAUAACAUUUGAAAUCAUUCAAAACUCAUCUACUAACAUCGCUUUAUUGGAUUUGUUGGGUGAAAUAAACUUGCUAAUCCAAGAUG
Messenger RNA from Mya arenaria, 2491 nucleotides. RefSeq names its product D-aminoacyl-tRNA deacylase-like. Lineage: Eukaryota; Metazoa; Mollusca; Bivalvia; Myida; Myidae. The coding region runs from base 182 to 673 and encodes 163 amino acids. Gene Ontology annotation, cellular component: cytoplasm. The transcript is spliced from 6 exons. Gene Ontology annotation, molecular function: D-tyrosyl-tRNA(Tyr) deacylase activity. The record is from RefSeq and is a predicted model, not a curated record. Gene Ontology annotation, biological process: tRNA metabolic process.